Drosophila yakuba is the source of this 2023-nucleotide messenger RNA. Its product is annotated as LIM homeobox transcription factor 1-beta. The record is from RefSeq and is a predicted model, not a curated record. The transcript is spliced from 6 exons. Gene Ontology annotation, biological process: regulation of transcription by RNA polymerase II; neuron differentiation. Gene Ontology annotation, cellular component: nucleus. The coding region runs from base 264 to 1922 and encodes 552 amino acids. Gene Ontology annotation, molecular function: DNA-binding transcription factor activity, RNA polymerase II-specific; RNA polymerase II transcription regulatory region sequence-specific DNA binding. NCBI's taxonomy places the organism in Eukaryota, Metazoa, Arthropoda, Insecta, Diptera, Drosophilidae.
UCAUUAACAUCAGAGGUCCGUAAUCAUUCAAGCAUCGCGUUUCGUAACAGGGCCAGGUCAGAAGUCCGAUACUGGCCGCCCCAAAACAACAGUUGCCAACUGCAUUUCGAGUCCCAAAAUGGGUCCUUGGGCAUCCUGAAAGCCGUGCUCGCAAAAUGUGCCAAGAUACGCAGGAAAAUCGCGUGAAAAGCCCUGAGAAAAUUACAUAAAUGUCUGUGAACGUGAUUGUAUAGUUUUUCCAUUCCGCACUGAACGAUUCCAAAAUGAUCGACGAACAUCAUCCCAUGCAGAUCGGAAUGUUUCCGAUGGACAUAAAGUGUCAACAGCAGCAACUGGGAGCCGGCCAACUGCCGCAAACUGGGGGCCUCAAUCAACUGCUGUUGAACGGAAAUGAACGCAUGUUAACAACACCAACGACAGCAGCAACAUCGGUGGCCGUGGCAGUGGCAACCGGAAGGAGUACGGGUGCCAAAGCCGGAGUAGCCCACAAUGACAAAAUGGCGUCAGUCAGCAGAAAUGUCAACGGAAGUUGCAGCAACCACAACAUCAGCAGCAACAGCAACAGCAGCAACAGCAGCACCCACAGCAGCAACAUGCCCAUAAACAAGCAAGCGAUGGGCAUGGGUUCGGGCACAGGAACAGGCACAGGAACAGGACAUGGGCCAGGACCACCCAACCAUGCCCACUGCAACCGCAUCACUUUGGGCGAGUGCAGCCUCAAUGGAAUGGACGGCUUUGCCACGCCGGCAGCACCUCCAUCGGCAUCCAACACACCGCAAGCGCCUCUCGGAAUGGCCUCCAACUCGAACUCCAAUUCCGGCAUGGCCAUGGGCAUGGGCAUGGAGCUGGGCAUGGCGAUGGCUCCGCCGCAGUUGAGUCAGUGCGCCCACUGCUGCCAGCCCAUUUGCGAUCGCUACAUCAUGCGCGUGGUGGAGAACUCCUUCCACGAGGGCUGCCUCAAGUGCACCGCCUGCUCGCUGCACCUGGUCCACUCCUGCUACGCGAGGGAGGGCAAGCUCUACUGCCGCGUCGACUACGAGAGACUCUACAUCCGCAAUCAUUGCCUUGGCUGUGGCCUCAAAAUCGCCGCCGAUGAGCUGGUGAUGCGAUGCCACGAGAACGUCUUCCAUCUGAAGUGCUUCGCCUGCGUGGUGUGUGGAGCUCUGCUGAAGAAGGGGGAGCAGUAUGUGGUCAAGCAGGGACAGCUCUUCUGCCGCUUCGACUACGAGAAGGAGGUGGAGAUGCUACAGGGAUACGAUUUCUAUGGCGAUGAGCUUUUUCCGCCCAAAUUGGAUGGACGAAGAGGACCCAAGCGACCAAGAACCAUUCUAAACACGCAGCAAAGACGAGCCUUUAAAGCCUCUUUCGAAGUCUCACCGAAACCUUGUCGGAAAGUGAGAGAGAAUCUGGCCAAGGACACCGGAUUAAGCCUGAGGAUUGUGCAGGUUUGGUUUCAGAACCAACGAGCCAAGGUCAAGAAGAUACAGAAGAAGGCCAAGCAGGAGCCGCCCAGCAAGGGAGCCAGUGACUCGCAGGACUCGCAGGAAUCGCUGGACAGCAGUCUGGCCACCAAGAUCAAGGACGAGGCGCACAGCGACAGUGAGUCGCAGCUGGAGUCGCCGUACUCGACGACCUCCGAAGGACUGACCCGGAUGCGAUGCACCAUCAAGGACGAACAGGAGCAAGUGCCCUUCAACUGCAUGGAGACCAAUAAAGAGAACUGCAACAAGAACAGCGAGCCCAUACUGAACACCAUUCUGGGUCUGAGCUACGCCACCUUUCAGCAGCUAAUGGGCCCCUUUGCCCAGACGCCCAUGAUCAAUCCGAUCGACCGACUGUAUAGCAUGCAGAGCUCCUACUUCCGGCCGGAGGAGCUGCAGUCCUACGGCGAAUGCGGCGUCAAGGACUCCAUGGAUCACUAGGACUAGUCCGGCCGGUGCGGAGGCCAUCGAAUUUUAAGCCCAAAUCAAAAUUAGACCUUGUAAAAUAAAAGAAUGUUAAUGUGCUAGCAAUCGAACUUAAA